AUGACCUUUUGGCCAAAUGAUGCAGGUCGGUUUAAUAUCGGUCACCUAAUGAAUGGAACCUCACUGCAAAUGAUGGGGGAAUUUGUGCAGCCCCCCUCUUCAUAUGGCCCACAAGUUGCAGAGCAGCACUCUGGACAGCUUAGUCAAGUAUUCUCAUAUGGGGUCAAUCCUGGAAGCUCUUCAAGGCCUGCACUCUUUGGUGGAAAUAAACGGAAAGGUGGUGCCCUUGUGAAGGUUAUUCAUGCAGAAAUGACCCAGAAUGCUAAAGGAUCCCCAUCUUUCAGUGAGCUUGGGCAGACAUACCUUAACAUCAAUGUAGAUACAGCCAAUGUCUACUAUAUUCUAUCCAAGGCAAGAGAUGCCUUCAAUGAUCCCUCUUUGGAGUUGGUAUCUAGUAAUGGUCUGAGGAUAAUGGACAACGAAGGCAUUAAAGGUUACUAGUAAUAUAAUUUAUUCGCUGUGGCUAUGUGGCCGGUUAAGCCGGUCAAGGUUUUCAAAACACGUAAUGGCCGGCAGUCCUAUAUUCUCAGUAGAUUUCACAAAAUCGAAAGAUUGUAGCUAAUCUAAACUAUCAUAUGUCGAUUAAGACAAGUCAAGCGAUCCUGAAAUGCUUUAUAGAUCUCAAGUGUAGUGUUUGGUUUACGCUUGGCUUAGCCUGUUCCAGGCUCCGAGAUACUGGUGAAAAGUCGUUCAGUAAAAGGAAAUGCGAAAAACGCGCAGGGGCUGAGGAGAGAACCGCCACUGCCCCCUUUUCCAAGUCGCGCACGUCUUAUUUUCGCUUUGCUCGUUUUAAUACGUCCGCACUAUACUUUCUGAGAGCCUCGCACAGGCUAACCAAAGCGUGGAGACUUUUCCCGACGGUUUUCUGCAGAGGCCAUUAUGACGUGAAACGUCGCCUGUCACGCCAUGCUUUGGACAGAAAAUAUCAACGAACAUCCAAAGACCUGAAGACUCGAGACCGACAAAAACAUGAUAUAGAAAUCCCACAAAACCGGCUGGUUUGAUCAGGAUCACGACUUAUGAUAGUUCAGAACGGCUGAAUUUUUUUAAUUUGUGGAAUUUACUGAGAAUAUGUGACUGCCGGCCAUUUAGUGUUUUGAAAACCUUGACCGGCAGUCGAGCUGAAAAAAGUUCUCAAGUGUCACAAAACACGGUUUCGUCUUCUGAGCCCAGCGUAGCCUGUGCCAGACUCUCAGAUAGUAUAGUGCGGACGUAUUAAAACGAGCAAAGCGAAAAUAAGACGCGCGCGACUCUCCCCAGCCCCUGCGCGUUUUUCGCAUUUCCUUUUACUGAACGACUUUUCACCACUAUCUCGGAGCCUGGAACAGGCUACGCUUUGGUUGGGUCUGCUGCUUCUGGAAAACACAAGAAAACACUAGACUUGAGAUCUAUAAAGCAUUUCAGGAUCGCUUGACUUGUCUUAAUCGACAUAUGAUAGUUUAGAUUAGCUAGAAUCUUUCGAUUUUAUGAAAUUUACUGAGAAUAUGGGACUGCCGGCCAUUUAGUGUUUUGAAAACCUUGACCGGCAGUCGAGCUGAAAAAAGUUCUAAGUGUCACAAAACAUGGUUUCGUCUUCUGAGCCCAGCGCAAACCAAACACUAGACUUGAGAUCUAUAAGGCAUUUCCGGAUCGCUUGACUUGUCUUAAUCGACAUAUGAUAGUUUAGAUAAGCUAGAAUCUUUCGAUUUUGUGAAAUUCACCGAGAAUAUGGGACUGCCGGUCAUUUAGUGUUUUUAACGCCUUGACCGGUUACCGGCCAUAUAGCCACAGCGUAAUUUAUUUGCAUUGUUGUCUUUACCAUCGCAUAACAUAUAUAGGUCUUGAAAUAUCCAUAGGUCUUGAAUAUCCACACAUAAUCAUUGGGGUGUAUUAUCAGUAACAUUUUGUUACUGUUUCGAAAAUCAGUCUGUCACAAAUAUACAGCUGAAUAUUCUUCAAAGUUCUUCUAUGCAAUGUCACUUUUGUCCUGUACUGCGAGUUCAGUCGAAAUAUUAGAACAAGGGCACUGGGAAAAUAUUGGUCCAUUUACUCUAUUGUUUGAACUUUGUGAAGUCAUUGAUCUUCAUCGUCAUCAACAUUGUAUUAACUUGUGUAUGUGUUUUUUGUAGGUUUGUCUUUUUGGAAGUGUGGAAGCAGAAAAAGUUAUGCUGGAACGGUCACUACACAUGUUCCUUUAAAGAGAUCAGCCAAGUCAAAGGCAAAAGCAAGUUACAGCUCAUGUUAUGACAUUUCUGAUGGCAGUGAUGAAGACUUCACUCCCAAGAAGACUAGAGGUGAUAACCAUGGAGAUAUUCAAAUUGUAAAUUCUCAAAUAAAUGAAGUCAAAUUAAUGGUCAGUGACACAUUGAAAGUAAACCAAAUUUUGUCCUUGCCACUAGGGGUAGUCAAACUUAUAAGAGAUGCUUUCAUAUGCAAAAUCUGUCUCUCCACACCUAUGAAACCCCCAGUAAUUGCAUCAAAGUGUUGUAACAGCUUAAUUGGCUGUGAGGAAUGUGUUAAUCAUUGGUAUGAUGGGGCUGACGGACUUGGUAAGAAGUGUCCACAUUGCAAUGAACCAAGAGGUAAUGCCUCUACCUUUCAGUUUAAAGGCUUAAAUGAGUUUUUAGUUGGGGUAAGGAAGUUGAUCAAAUCUGAUGAAAGUAAUGAAAGUGAUUAA
This is a messenger RNA of Porites evermanni, 2656 nucleotides long. The record is from the annotation of a GenBank genome assembly. Lineage: Eukaryota; Metazoa; Cnidaria; Anthozoa; Scleractinia; Poritidae.